This is a messenger RNA of Camarhynchus parvulus, 8939 nucleotides long. It is a transcript of the gene ABCG1, whose product is annotated as ATP binding cassette subfamily G member 1. Gene Ontology annotation, biological process: transmembrane transport; cholesterol homeostasis. The transcript has 15 exons. Gene Ontology annotation, cellular component: plasma membrane. The record is from RefSeq and is a predicted model, not a curated record. NCBI's taxonomy places the organism in Eukaryota, Metazoa, Chordata, Aves, Passeriformes, Thraupidae. Bases 216 to 2150 code for a protein of 644 amino acids. Gene Ontology annotation, molecular function: ABC-type sterol transporter activity; ATP hydrolysis activity; ATP binding.
GAGGGACCGUAACCUUUGCAUAACACCCGGGGCCGGCGGGGGACGGAGCGGGCAGAGCCCGCGGGACCGUCCUGCCGCUGCCACCGGCCGGGCGCUGCCGUCCCCGCCGGGCUCCGGGAGCGGCCCUGCUCCUCUCCGGCUCCAUCAAACUACAUGGGAAAUUGCCCAAAGUGUCCAAAAGCAGCUGAGAGGGUGGCAGCAGUUCUGGUUGCACCAUGGCCGAGCCCAAGUCUGUGUGUGUUUCAGUGGACGAGGUGGUCUCCAAUGGCACAGACACCCAGGACAUCCACCUCAUCAAUGGACACUUAAAAAAAGUGGACAAUGCUCUGACAGAAGCUCACAGGUUCUCCUACCUGCCCCGCAGGCCAGCUGUGAACAUUGAGUUUAAAGAACUGUCCUACUCUAUCCAGGAAGGGCCGUGGUGGAGAAAGAAAGGUUAUAAGACCCUUUUGAAAGGAAUUUCAGGGAAGUUCAGCAGUGGAGAACUCGUUGCAAUUAUGGGACCUUCAGGAGCUGGGAAGUCAACGCUUAUGAAUAUUCUGGCAGGAUACAGAGAGACGGGGAUGAAAGGAGAAAUCCUCAUCAACGGGCAGCCCCGCGACCUGCGCUCCUUCCGCAAGGUCUCCUGCUACAUCAUGCAGGAUGACAUGCUCCUUCCUCACCUCACUGUCCAGGAAGCUAUGAUGGUGUCUGCUCAUCUGAAACUUCAAGAGAAAGAUGAAGGGAGGAGAGAAAUGGUGAAGGAAAUUCUGACAGCCCUUGGUUUGCUGACCUGUGCCAACACGAGGACUGGGAGUCUCUCUGGGGGCCAGAGGAAACGCCUGGCCAUUGCUCUGGAGCUGGUGAACAACCCCCCUGUCAUGUUCUUUGAUGAACCCACCAGUGGCUUGGACAGUGCAUCGUGUUUUCAGGUGGUCUCUCUGAUGAAGGCUUUGGCCCAGGGUGGCAGAUCCAUCAUCUGCACGAUUCACCAGCCCAGUGCAAAGCUGUUUGAGCUCUUUGACCAGCUCUAUGUUCUAAGUCAAGGUCAGUGCAUUUACCGUGGGAAGGUGACAAACCUUGUCCCUUACUUGAGAGAUUUGGGGCUGAAUUGUCCAACCUACCACAACCCAGCAGAUUUUGUGAUGGAAGUGGCCUCGGGCGAGUACGGGGACCAGAGCAGCCGCCUGGUCCGGGCUGUCAGGGAGAGGAUUUGUGACUCCGACUACAAGAGAGACGUGCCCGGGGAGCACGAGCUGAACCCCUUCCUGUGGCACCGGCCCUCUGAGGAGGACUCCUCCUCCACAGAAGGCUGCCACAGCUUCUCUGCCAGCUGCCUCACCCAGUUCUGCAUCCUCUUCAAAAGGACUUUCCUCACCAUCAUGAGGGACUCGGUCCUGACCCACCUGAGGAUCACCUCACACAUUGGCAUUGGGCUGCUCAUCGGAUUGCUCUACUUGGGCAUUGGAAAUGAGGCCAAGAAAGUCCUCAGCAACUCGGGGUUCCUCUUUUUCUCCAUGCUGUUCCUCAUGUUCGCCGCUCUCAUGCCCACUGUCCUCACCUUUCCCCUUGAGAUGGGAGUAUUCCUCAGAGAGCAUCUGAACUACUGGUACAGCCUGAAAGCCUAUUACCUGGCCAAGACCAUGGCUGAUGUUCCUUUCCAGAUCAUGUUCCCCGUGGCCUACUGCAGCAUCGUGUACUGGAUGACCUCCCAGCCCUCGGACGCGCUGCGCUUCGUCCUCUUCGCCGCCCUGGGCACCAUGACAUCCCUGGUGGCUCAGUCCCUGGGCCUGCUCAUAGGGGCAGCCUCCACGUCCCUACAGGUGGCAACUUUUGUGGGCCCAGUUACUGCCAUCCCUGUCCUGCUGUUCUCUGGGUUUUUUGUCAGCUUUGAUACCAUCCCAACAUACCUCCAGUGGAUGUCCUACAUUUCCUAUGUCAGAUAUGGGUUCGAAGGCGUCAUCCUCUCCAUCUACGGACUGGAUCGAGAAGAUCUGCACUGUGACAAAGAUGACACCUGCCACUUCCAAAAAUCAGAGGCCAUCCUGAAAGAACUGGAUGUAGAAAAUGCCAAACUUUACCUGGACUUCAUUGUUCUUGGGAUUUUCUUCUUCUCUCUGCGCCUGAUUGCCUAUUUUGUCCUCAGAUACAAAAUCCGAGCGGAGAGGUAAAGGAGAAGCAGCUGAACCAAGGCAGUAGGAGAACUUUAGACAUCAAAUAGAGGGCACUUGACAUUGUCUCACUGUGGCAGGCUGGUCCCCAGGCUGGGGACAGCCAGAUGCUGUCCUGACCGAGCCCAUGGAGAGCCACAAUGGGAUAGUGGACAUCCAGUGUUAAGCCAAUCAGUCCAGUUGGGUUGGGUCAUGUUUUCAUUAUACUUUCUAGCUUUAACUAGGAAGAAGAUCUAUAGAAGGGAAUUUUACACCACAGGAUAUCAAUACAGAGGCAGUGUAACUGUCACAAGAUACCUGGCUGCAGGAGAUUUCCUUAUGAAACCAAUUUUGGGAUAAGGUCACCAGGAUCUUGGUGGCCAGAGUAGUGUAAUGUCAUCUCUAGUUGACAAGGUAGUGAGAUGCAAAAUGAGGAAUGCAAAGAAAAUAGGAUUCUCUCAUCUUUUUAAAUUUCAUCUUUGCAGUUUUCUAUGUAUUAUUUUGCAAUUCUUUUCCACAGAAUUACCCCCUUCUGGCUAAAAGUCUGUAAAUGUAUUAAUAAGGUAAAGAUAUCUUUUUAAUAUGGAUACUUUUUUAAAAGAAACCUAAAGUGAUUCAAGUAAUUAUUUUUGUUUCUGUCUGACUUUAGAAUUCUGGUGCUUUACUUGUCGAGCUGGUCUCAUAUCUGAAAACUGUAAUGAUAGGAGGAAAAGGCAGAUUCUGAAUCUGCACUGAACCUGUGGUCCCAUUUGGAAGCAGCACUGGAUAGCACAUGCAGUUAGACAUGGUCAAGCUGUCACUGAAUGGUUGAAAAAAAUAUUCUUUUGCAGUGUCUUUAAAUCCUUAGUAUUUGUGAUAUUUUGGGAUACUAGCUCUGUUCAUUAUCUGUUUGAUCUACCUCCUGCCACUGAAAAAAAUCAAAGCACUCCAAGGCUUAUUUUAAUUAAAUUGUGCAAGCGGGAUCUGUCCCUAAAGUGGUUGUUAAAGGAGUGCAAGAGCUGUCCACGGAUCAAAGCUUGGGCUGCUGUGUUAAAACACCUGUGACUGCCUCAUCCAGAGGUGUUCAUUGCAUCUGCAACACCCUCUGUGUGGGACCUUUCCAAAACCACACAAAUGACCUUGAAACGCUGCAGCUCUCAUUGUGCCAGGCAGUUUUGUUCUCAUCCCUAGGUCUCCAUGCACAACAUGAGAAUCAAUUGCUGUGAACACCAAUGGAACUGUUUUUUUGGGUAUCUCACCUCUGUAAAUUUGGCAGGGGGAAUUCUGGUUCCAAGCUGAUGUGAAUUUUCAUGGGUUUGGAUUUUCCACCCAAAAUGAACCCACCAUCCUCACAUUGGACACCUUGGUGAGCUUUGGUGCAGAUUUCAGGGUUUUCUGCCAUGACUGUGAAUUUAUCUGGGUGUCCCAGACCCCUGAGUGAGGCCUGAAUGUUCUGUAAAUGCAUUAUUCCCAUCAGGAUGCUGAACUCUUGCAGGCUGGAGGCAGCUCAAUGUCAGCAAACCCUCGAGGAGCCCAGCAGCUCACGGCAGCAGGGUAGAUAAGAUGCAUCUUCUGGCCCUCAGCAUUCGAAAAUCCACAAACUUUUCCAAGACUCUGUGGCUGUGUCUGUCCUAGUGGAAUAAAUAGUGCCAGGCCCAGCUCUGUUAGUCCUCAAACAGCUGGGGCUAACAGGAAUGGCCCCUGCACUGAGUUUUACACAGCCCAAACACUGUCUGCAAAAGCUCUGGCUCUGCUGGGCUGCAGCUCUGCCAUUUAGCAGGGAAGAAAAUUGUUUCCCAGCUUUCCUGGCCCAUGCCCAGGCUCUGUUUGAUUUACCAAUACAGACACAGACUGCAUGUAUUUGUUAAACUCAGGACAUCUGAACUAAGCCUGGGGUCUGGAAGGCUUUAAAUCAAGUCACAUGUUUUAGGAAAGCUACUGAACUUUCCCUGAAAAUAAGGUUUACCUGUGAAAGCAAAAUCAAUCUUUACUGUAGAAGAAAAACCAAAUUCCUUGCACGGCCUCUUUGCAUAAUUUUUGCUGCUGUUCUUUCUCAAAAAGCUUUUGUACAGCUCUGCAGCUUUUCCAGGCAUAAUCACGAGCAGGUACAAACCUAUAUGGCUGUCAGAUUUGAGAAAUAAAGAAUUUGAGCUAUUCUGAAUAAUACUCAUAGCUGUGGGCAGUUUUUAAACAAGGCACAAGCUGAAAUCCCUCUAGCAAAACGUGCCUUGGUUAUUUCAAGACUCUCAACAUAUUUGUGACUAUUACAGGCAGUUCAAACACUUUUUGCAAGCAGAUAAAGGACUACAUUUGCCAAAUUCCUCUUGGGUUGCAGACUUCUGGUCCAGGCUGAGGUCAAAGAGUGUGACAUCCCUGGCACUGAGUACCGUCAGGGUUGGUGUUUUUUGUGUUUACCACCUCCAUUUACCAAAUACCCCCUGGCAAUCCCUGCAGUGCUCCAGAUGGGGUGACUUUGCUGCCAUUCCCACAUUGGCAUCUUGCAGGAUGAUGUUCUCUCCCAUCUAGACCAGUUUAGCUGUAUGAAUUCCUUGGAUGCUGUCUUGUUGUCUGUGCCUGUUCCUCUGGUUUUAAGCUGUCUCAUUUUAUGUUUUUAGCCUCCAGCAUGUCCUCCUGUACUGUGAAUUUGUGUUGUGUUAUGGCAGCCAAAAAUCUGGUCCUUCACGGGUGUUCCUGAAAAAAAAAUCCUGCUCUGGGAAUAUUUUUGUCACUCCUUUUUUUGUUAGAUAUGCUUUUUCCAGCCUUCUGCUGGCAGUAUUUAGCUGGAAGUUACUAUUCUUAGGAAUGCUUUCAGGCUGUAGUAUCCCAGUAAAGAAGUAAUUCUCUGGAGACUCAGUGAUGCACAUAGAUGAGAUAAUGAAUUUUCUCUCCCUAGCUCACAAAUUAACUAAUGAUCUCUCUUUUGUCACUGCUUUGGGACAGAAGCAUUUAAAAUCCAUCCCAAUUAUAUCUUCGUCUACUGCAAAGAUUUUUAAUGUAGUCUCAGGUUGGCUUUUUUUCUCUUCAUGUGGAGAUAAAUUCUGACAGGCUGGUACAAAACACACCCCCAGGUUAAUGGGCUGAGCAGGUGCUCUUGUGUUGAGCAGCACUUUGUGAAGCUCUGGAGGCUUCACUUGGAGGAAUAACAAGGCCAGCAAGAUUCUGAAGGCUUCAAAUGCUCAAUUUUCAAAUCCUCAGUUUUAUAGCCAUAUAUAAAGAGCCAUAAACUCUCUGAAAUCAAUGCCACUAUUACCAUUUGAACCAGCCACAGCCUGGCUAAAAGUUGUGUAAGAGGCUAAAGGUUUCACUUGAAAACUGAAUGUAUGAUUUUUGUUGGGAUUGCAGGGAAAUUUUAGUGUCCUGUUGGCCUCCUUAUUCUAUCUUGACUUGUUUUAAGAUGUUGCUUUGGUUACUGUGUGCAUUAGUGAAGACUUAAGGUCCUCCACGCUUCUUUUGUUGUUUUUCUUCAUGGAAACUUGCAUAUGAUCUGAAAAACCCUGAAGGUUUUCAAAAAUAACUUGAAGCAUUAUUAUUUACAAUUAAAUAAAAGAUUUGGAAAGCAGAUUCUACUCUAAAGAAAUUGAGAAGGUUCCAUUGUUACAGGUCAAAAUCAGAGGCCACCCUGAAAGAACUGGAUGUAGAAAAUGCAAAACUUUGUCUGGUCAAAGGGAGUGGAAGGGCACUGGUGCUGAAAUCCUUCAGCUCUCAGAAUUUGGAGCACAAAGUACCUAUUUUAAUUAAAAGAGAGGAAUAUGUGCGCAUGUAACAGGGAGAGCUGGUUAUGUAAGUGGGAGAUAAUGAACCUGAGUCCAGGAACUGGAUGUCUCAGGUGAUUGGCAGUUCUGUCCACACUUCUGUGUCAAACUCUGUGUUCUCAGCAGAAGGGAAUGUUUUAUUAAACACUUGUUUCUGUGAGGAAGUGUGGUACAUCCUGACCUGUGCCACCCCAGUGGUCCUCACAGAGGUGACCUAUUUACACAGUGCUGGGUGGAUUUUGGGGUUCUAAGCACUGGGGAAGGCCAGCAAAGCAGAUAUCCUGGUGGGAAUCUGUUACAGACCAGCCAGCCAGGAUGGAGAGGCAGGUGAAAUGUUCCAUGGGAGCUCUUGUGACCAAUGCCCCUUUUCCUGUGGGAGACUUUAACUUGCCAAAUGUCUGCUGGAAACACAGCACAGCAGAGAGGGAAAAACCCAGGAGAUUCCUGGAGUGUGUGGGAGGUAAUUCCUGACCCAGCUGGUGAGGGAACCAGGCCCUGGUGAUGCCCCACUGGUCCUGUUUGGGAGCAGAGAAGGGCUGGUGGGUGAUGGGGUUGUUGGAGAUCCUCUUGGGCACAGUGAACAUGAAGUGAGAGGUUCUGGUUCUUGGGGAGAGGUUUUGAAGUGAAAGGUUCUGGUUCUUGGGGAGAGGUUUUGAAGUGAGAGGUUCUGGUUCUUGGGGAGAUGGAGGGGUGGCAGCAGAACUUCUGCAGGGCAGACUGUGCUUGAGAGCUGGGCUGGCAGAGUCCCUUGAGUCCCUGAAGGUCAGAGAGGUCCAGGAAGACACAGAGAUUCUUAAGAAGGAAAUCCCAAAGGCACAGCAGGAGCAGGCCAUCCAUCCCCAUGUGCCAAAGGACAUCCAGAGGGGCAGAAGGACUGGCCUGGCUGAGCAGAGAGCUCUGGCUGGAACUCAGGGAACAAAACAGGGUGUAUGACCUUUGGAAGAAAGGGCAGGCAGCCCAGCAGGGCUACAGGGACACUGUGAGGUUAUUCAAAGAGAAAUUAGAAGGGCCAAAGCCCAACUAGAACUUAAUCUGGCUACUGCUGCAGAAGACAAUAAAAAAUAUUUCUGUGAAUACAGCACUAAGGAGUGUAUCCAUCCUCCCUUGGAUUUCCUUUAGUUCCUCCCAGAACAGCCCCGUAGGGUGCAACUGCUCAGGAAUUUCUGUGUGCACAUCCAUUUGCAAUGUAUGAUCGUGUGAAAAGCUGUUGGGAACUGGAAGUAGGCAGAAAAUGACACCUGUGUCAUGUCCUCUGUGACAGCUUGUGACAGGCUGAUCACUGCAGUGCCACACAGCACUGGGGAGUGCAUUCAUCAACUGCUGAGUGCCACUGGAGCUCAUCAGGAGCUCUGCCAUUUGUCAACAGGGGCAGUGGCAUUUUCAGGGAUGGACUCCUGCUGCCCUCCUCUCAAAUUCCUGUUCCCAUAAUGCACAGAGGGGUUGGUGUGGGGUAUCCCACUGAGUGAUUUCUGUCAGCCCACACAGCACUCUUCAUGCUACAUGUCUAAAAGUUUCAGGUUCGAGCCUGCAAACAUGGCAAGUUUCAUUUUAAUUCUGUUGAAUGCUUUAUUUCUGUUUCUGUACAUAUUUCACAUAGAGUUUCUGAAGGAGUAAUUGUACUGCAGGGCACAAAAUUUAGCUGCAGUCUUUUUGUUAUUUCGAAAUCUUACGAAGAAUGAUCAUUUUGUGCAGCUGUCAGCUGUAGAACCUUUCUUUAAGAGAUUUAGAUUUCUGUUGAGACCUGUGAAACAAAGGGUGACCAUCCAGGAUGUGUCUCCUGUGGCACAAAAUGCAGCCAUGGCUCAGCCUGCGUUCUCUGCACUGGUUGUGCCUUCAGGACACAUCCAGCUUUUGCUGGUUCUUUUUUAUCUUCCCCCUUGGGGGCUCCCAUGCAGCUCAGCCCAUGCCUGUCCAUGGCUUGUGUCCCUUUUUUUCUGGCUGUUCAUGGCUGCUGUCCAGUGGGGUGUGAGAAUGAGCUGCCUGGGGAGAGUGCAGGAUGGGUCAAGGUGGAGGGAUGACUUUGAGGCUUCUCUGAGCCACCAAAACCCCAAUGUGCUGGAUCUCUGGGUGUGCUUUACUCAAAAAAAAAAUAUCCAAAAAUGUCUUUUUCAGCAGAUUGCAAGGCAACAUGGAAGCUUCUACUUUUAAAGGUUGACGGGGUUUUCUACUUCAGUGGCAUCUGUGAUGUCUCUUUUUCUGACCCUGUUGUAGCUUAUUUUAGUGGCCCAUUUAAGGUAAUCAUUAUGCAAACUCUUUCUGUUACUUCCAGAAAGAAACUUUCCUGGCCUCAGUGAUAAUUAUACCAACCUUUCCAAAUGUGAAUUAGUUACUGAACACUAUUUUUAAAAAAUAUCGAAAGAAAAUCUCUUAAUUUAUGGCAAAAGAAAAUUAAAUUUGAGACGAUUACACUGAUUUAUCUUAAAAGAAGAAGAUAACAAGUCCUGCAGUGGGGCCAAGCCUUCACCUGUGUCAGUAAAGAUUUAUCAAAUACCUUUUCUGAGUCAGUUGACCUUAUUGUGAGAUUCUGCCCUUGAACCUGUUACUGAAUUAUUUAACAUUUGGUUCUUUUGUUUUUCAAAGCAAGAGUCAAUGCAAGGUAUGACUUUAAAUCAGCGUGCUAAAGUGUGCAUAUUCUGAAUAUCUAAUAUGUCAUUGUUGUCUCUUGUUUCUGUAAUGCAUUUGCAUUACUAUGAAUCAAUUUUAUUCUGCUUCUCUAGAGACUAUUGCUGCCUGCACGCUGUGAUAUAUUUGCACUGUUGUAGAUAUAUAUAAAUACAUAUAUUGUAAUUAUAUUAUACAAACCAUGUCUUUUUCAGGUUGCUUGUUACCUUUGUAGUUGAUGCUUCCUGGUACAGUGGACCUGAGUAAAAAUGUGGGAUGUGGGGCAUUCUGAUGAUAUAUUACAGUAAUAGAGAAAUCUUUGUAUAUUUCUGUAUACUUAAUACCUGUAAGAAGAGAUUUGUAUGUGCAUUAUUUUCCAGACUUAGGGCUUUGUUUUCUGAGACUAGAGAACAUUUAUGAUAAUGUAACACACACACACAGAGAGAGAAAAAAAUCAAAUAAAGUGUUAUUAUUUUCA